Messenger RNA from Fimicolochytrium jonesii, 1846 nucleotides. RefSeq lists its product as uncharacterized. Gene Ontology annotation, molecular function: protein binding. Bases 77 to 1660 code for a protein of 527 amino acids. The transcript is spliced from 8 exons. The record is from RefSeq and is a predicted model, not a curated record. Lineage: Eukaryota; Fungi; Chytridiomycota; Chytridiomycetes; Spizellomycetales; Powellomycetaceae.
GCUCGUUCUGCAACACUGUAAACCCGUCGCCUGACACCUAUCCAAUCCCCCCCGUCUAUCUCUCAACAAAACAAAAAUGACAACCUACAACGCCCCCGAACCAACCGUCAUCGACGAAGACCUCCUCCGCAAAUCCGUCAACGACCAGGCCGCGCCCGAGAUUGCCGACGUGGCGAGAAGGGAGGGGAUCGAUUUUGGGGAUGUGGGGGUUUUGCGGUUGGAUUACAAGAAUAUUCUGAAGAUCGAUAACCUCUACCUCUUCCAAAACCUCACCAAACUCCAACUGGACAACAACAUCAUCGAAAAGAUCGAAAAGAUCGAGUUUCUCAAAAACCUCACCUGGUUAGACCUGUCGUUCAACAAUAUCACGAAAAUCGAGGGCUUGGCGGGCCUCACGAAGCUGACGGACCUGACGCUGUACAACAACCGGAUUGCGAGGUUGGAGGGGUUGGAUGAUUUGGUGAAUUUGAAUGUGUUGAGUGUGGGGAAUAAUUUGUUGACUGAGUUGGAGAAUGUGACGUAUCUAUCGAAGUUCAGCAACCUGCGCGUGCUCAACCUCUCCGGCAACACGAUCUGCAAGCUGCCCAAUUUCCGCCACUACAUCCUUGCGCACAUCCGCGGCCUGCGGUACCUCGAUUAUCGGCUUGUGGAUGAUGAGUCGGUGAAGGCGGCGAAGGAGCAGUAUAUAGACGAUAUCAUCGCGCAGGAGGAGGAGGACAAGAUUGUGGCGGCAAGGAGGGAGGAGGAAAGACGGGAGAGGGAGCUGGCGGAGCUUUAUGAGGCCUCCCACAUCCCGUCCAUCGACACCCUCUUCCCCUCCCUCUUCGCCAGCGACCCCGACUUCCUGCGCCUCGAGCCCAUCAUCACGCUCACGCCCUUCACUGAGCUGCGGGCCGAGUACGAGGGGAAAGUGAUGGGCGUGCUGGGGGAACUGAAGAGCUUUGUGUUGAAGAGGAGCGAGGAACGCAGGAGGGAGUGUGAGAUGUUCAGGGAGUGUUUGAGGGAGGCGUGUAGGAAGGUCGAUGAGGAGUGUUGGGGGGAGUGUAAGAGGGUGGGGGCGGAGAAGAAGCGGACCCUCCUAGCCCUCACGCAAUCCCCCGCGCACGAGAUCCCGUCCCUGCUCUCCGCGCUCCGCAGCUCCCUCUCCGCCCUCUCCGACACCCUCCUGACCCACGAGAUGACGCUCGUCGAGCAAUUCGAAGAAGUCCACAAAGAGUUCGAGCGCAACUACACCGAGCUCGCCUCCUCCGUCUCCGAGACGGCCGCGAGCGCGUUCGCCCGCCUCCGAGAGUGCGAGAACGAGUUCCAGGAGCGCCUGAGCGAGGCCGUGCAGAGCGGCGCGGACCGCUUGAUCAAGGGCGAGGGCGCCGCGCAGAGGGGUGAGGAAGGCGGGCAGGAAAUCGAGGAAGAUCUGCGGGAUAUCAUAUCCGACAAAGACAUCCUCGUGAACCUGAUCAACAGCACGCACGACUUCCGCCUGGCCAAAUUCGACCACCAGGAAGACACCCUCGUCUCCGGCACCGCGCGCGACCUCGAGCACCAGCUGGCGCAUAACCACGAGACGGAGCUGGCGCGGAACCGGGCAAGGAUAUGUGAAGUGUGUGCGUUUUUGGAGAAGUGCGCGGCGGAGGUCGAUGCCGCGGAGGAAGGGGUGUAUUAGGGGGGUGGGUUGAAGUCAUGGAGUGGAGUGGAAUCGAUGGUGGAUGAGUGGAUCAUGUGUGGGUGCGGGAGGAUGUUGAUGGGAUGCAGAUAGAUUAGACGCCCGUGAGGGACGCUUACACCUCUGGGCGAUGUAUGUACAUGGACAGUUCUUGAUAACCGGUUUUAUAUCAAUUCGAUGCUUGCG